This is a messenger RNA of Neocloeon triangulifer, 3849 nucleotides long. It is a transcript of the gene Oseg1, whose product is annotated as intraflagellar transport protein 122 homolog. The coding region runs from base 166 to 3789 and encodes 1207 amino acids. The record is from RefSeq and is a predicted model, not a curated record. NCBI's taxonomy places the organism in Eukaryota, Metazoa, Arthropoda, Insecta, Ephemeroptera, Baetidae. Gene Ontology annotation, molecular function: protein binding. The transcript has 25 exons. Gene Ontology annotation, cellular component: intraciliary transport particle A; non-motile cilium. Gene Ontology annotation, biological process: protein localization to cilium; intraciliary retrograde transport; non-motile cilium assembly.
GCUUGAUCUGCAGACACGUACCUGCUGCGGGAAAAAUUUGAAUCCAUGAAAAUAUUUCGUCGAAGCUCAGGGCUCUUCCCCUUUGAUUGUUUACAUUUUCAGGUUCUGCUCGAAGCGCAAUAAUGAAUGAUAUUGAGCUUCUACAAAGCCUGCGUUAAACAAUAAAUGAUGAGGACUGUACCAACAUGGGUUGAUAAGGUCCAAGACCAUGAUAAAGUUGAACAAUGUGUCUACGACCUAUGCUUCAGCCCUGAUGGAGCGCAACUGAUUGUUGCAGCAGGUCAAAGGGUUUUAGUUUAUGACGCAAAUGAUGGAUCCCUAAUUCAGCCUCUUAAAGGACACAAAGAUAAUGUUUACUGUGUAAACUACGCUAAAGAUGGCAAAAGAUUUGCAUCAGGUAGCUCGGACAAAAGUGUUAUUAUUUGGACAAACAAAUUGGAGGGUAUUUUGAAAUACACGCAUAGUGAUGCUAUCCAGUGCUUAGCGUACAACCCUGUUUCACAUCAGCUUGCUAGCUGUGCCAUCAGCGACUUUGGUUUGUGGGCUCCGCAGCAAAAAGCUGUCCAGAAGCAUAAAUCUAAUGCCAGAAUAAAUGCCUGUGCCUGGUCUAACGAUGGCCAAAUUUUGGCUCUCGGACUGGCUAGCGGUUGCGUUUCGUUGAGAAGCAAAACUGGAGAAGAGAAAAGUCGGCUAGAGCGUCCUGGACUUUUCCAAUCUCCAAUAUGGGGACUUGCUUUCAACCCUGCAAAAGAUGAAGGCUGUGACACUCUUUGUGUUGCUGAUUGGAGCCAAACUUUGUCAUUCUACUCACCGGAAAACAAGAAAGAGGAUGUUUUUUCAUACAAAUCAGUUGGAAAGGAGCGCAAUCUUGGAUUUGAUCCUUUAUCCAUCAGCUAUUUUAACCAAGGUCAAUAUCUCCUCGUGUCUGGAUCGGGUGGUAAUUGCAUCCUUAUGACCAGAGACGGCGUACGACUUGGGGUAAUUGGUCAGCAAGAUACUUGGGUGUGGGGAGUUGCAGCUAGACCAAACACAAGUUAUGUGGCCAUUGGUUGCAAUGAUGGGACCAUAGCUUAUUACCAGCUUGUAUUUAGUACUGUCCAUGGUUUAUAUAAGGAGAGAUAUGCGUACAGAGAAAACAUGACAGACGUAAUUAUACAGCAUUUGCUGACAGACCAAAAAGUUAGAAUUAAAUGUCGGGAACUAAUCAAGAAGAUAGCGAUAUACAAACAUCGAUUAGCUGUGCAAUUGCCAGAAAGAAUAAUUAUUUACGAGCUCUAUUCUGGUGACUCAAAUGGAAUGCAUUAUCGUGUCAAAGAAAAAAUCAACCACAAGUUUGUUUGCAAUUUGUUGGUUGUUUGUACUGAUCAUCUUGUGCUAUGCCAGGAGCGGAGACUUCAAUGCCUGAACCUGCAAGGUGCAGUGGUUCGAGAAUGGGUCAUGGACUCGCUAAUCAGAUACAUCAAAGUUGUUGGAGGUCCGCCUGGAAAGGAAGGGCUUCUUCUGGGACUAAAAAAUGGGGAGGUUUUUAAAAUUUUCAUCGACAACCCCUUUCCUAUAAGCCUUCUCAAGGUUGGAUCCCCGAUACGUUGCCUUGAUUUGAGUGCCUCAAGGAAAAAACUAGCUGUUGUUGACGAAAACAGCCAGUGCUUAGUUUAUGAUAUCCAAACUUCAGAUAUGCUGUACCAGCAACCCAAUGCUAACUCUGUUGCAUGGAAUUCACAUUUUGAAGAUAUGCUGUGCUUCUCUGGAAAUAAUUUACUUAGUAUCAAAGUGGGAGACUUUCCCGUCCACCAGCAGAAACUUUCAGGGUUUGUCGUGGGACUUUGUGGAUCGAAAAUUUUUUGUCUGCACAUAGCGACUAUGUCGACCAUUGAAGUACCUCUAUCUGCACCCAUGUACCAAUAUUUAGAGAAGAAAAUGUUCAGAGAAGCGUAUCAGGUUGCCUGUCUUGGAGUGACCGAGGGAGACUGGGAGAGCUUGGCUCAUGCAGCUCUUGACCACCUGGACUUGAGCAUAGCUCGUUUGGCAUUUAUAAGAAUCAAGGAUAUCAAUUAUUUGCAAUUGAUCUUUGAAAUUGAGGAGCGUCAGAAGAAAGGAGAAAAUGAGCAUGAAGUUUUCUUAGCUGAUGUUCUAGCGUUUAGGGGCCAGUUCAAAGAAGCAGCUCGACUGUAUAAAAACGAAAGGCAGCCCAAAAAGGCUCUUGAAAUGUUCACCGAUCUUAGAAUGUUCCAUCUGGCUCAGGAAUAUCUUGGUUCUGAAGAGAGUGCAACUUUGACUAAGAAAAAAGCAGACUGGGCAAGAAGCAUCAACGAGCCUCGAGCCGCUGCAGAAAUGUAUUUGUCUGCUGGAGAAACUUUAAAAGCCAUCGACAUCAUUGCCGAAAAUGGGUGGAUAGACAUGCUGCUUGACGUUGGCAGAAAACUUGGAAAAGCUGAGGUUGAAGAAAUGGCCAGGUUGGCAGAUCACCUAAGUGCUUUAGGUCAUUUGCCUUCUGCAGCUGACAUGUACAGAAAAUUGGGUGACAUGAUGAGUGUUGUCAAAUUAUAUGUGCAAGCCAAAGAGUGGCGUGAGGCCUUUUCCCUUGCUGAGCAGCAUCCAAAUCUGCGAGACCUUGUUUAUGUGCCUUAUGCACAAUGGCUUGCAGAGAAUGACCACUUUCUACUGGCUCAAAAAGCGUUCCAUAAAGCUGGAAGGCCACAAGAAGCGCUAAAGGUUUUGAAACAGCUCACAGACAAUGCAAUUAAUGAAAAACGUUUUGACGAUGCUGGUUAUUACAAUUGGGUUUUAUCAAUGCAGUAUUUGGACAUGGCAAGAGAAAUGCCAGAAGAACAGGAGAAGUUCAUAAUAAAAUUUAUGGAAUGUCAAAGAGAUGCUUCCAUUUAUUACGCGUACCAUGGAAUUCAAAGAUAUACUGACGAACCAUUUACGUCAUACAUGCCUGAAGCUUUGUUCAAUAUAGCAAGAUUUUUGCUUCAUGAGAUCAAGGAUUCUCGUCCAAAGGGUGUCCUCCAAUUUUGUAUUCUAUACACAUUGGCUAGACAAGGCCGAAAUUUAGGUGCAAACAAAUUGGCGCAGCAAGUUUUAACACAAAUGCAAAAAAUGAGGAUUCCUGUUCGAUUUCAAGAAAGUGUUGAGUCAACCGCAUUGGCUAUUCGAGCAUUACCGUUUACUGACAACGAAGAUCUUCAGCCCAUGUGUUACAGGUGCUCGAGUUACAACCCACUGCUUACAAAUUACAGCAACAAUUGUGCUAAUUGUUUUCAACCAUGGGUAUUCUCCUUUGUCUCAUUUGAAACUCUCCCUCUUGUUGAGUUUCGCCUGGAGGCUGGUAUAAGUGAUGAUGAGGCGGUGAGGCUUCUACAAUUGUCCAAUGAUUCGAAACAAAAUUCUGCUUGGAAAGAAGCCCAUGAAGGAGAAGCAGAAGUUCUGACUUUUGACGAAGCAGCCACUCACGAUCCUUUCACAUCUCCAACACUGAAUUUUGAUGAUCUCAAUGAAUUCAGCACCUCUUUAAUCACUUUGAACAGAGAACACCUUCGGGCCUUGGAACCGAAUGAAGUUAUAAUUAUGAAAUGGGCCCCACCUCUGAGAUUCCAGUACUUCAGGAACUUGUUGCCAGACGUUCCAGUGGCCCAUUGCCAAAGUUGCAAUAAAAUUUUCCAUGUCGAUGAUUUUGAAUUGCAAACGCUGCAGAAAGGACACUGCCCAUUCUGUCGCACACCGCCUCCAAAUCUUAAGUCUAGUAAAACUGAUGACCUAGAAUCAUUUUUGUCAAGUGACCUCUGUUAAAUAAUAAAUGAAUGUCGACAAAUGUUGACGAUUUCAUCAAUUUUAUAUCAUGUAUUUCAU